AGCUCUGCAACAGAAAAGAGCGGCGGACUAGGCCGUAUCUUCCUAGAUUCUAACAAUUACGGAGCGAACCGACCAUCGGCUCAGUCUGCAUCUUUCUGCCAAGACUCUGGAAUGGUCAUAAGCCAUGGGAGUAGCCUUGACUAGAGCAGCUCAGUGGACGGCGGCUGGAACUGGAACGGGGACCUUAGAAAUUACUCCCCUGAACGAAUCUCUUUUGAAUGAAAUUAUCAAGUUCACAGAAACGUUUAGUAGCAAGCAUCUCCAGGAAGCAGCUUUUGUCUUUAAAGAACCACUUGAAUGGCAAACAAAACUAGAACCAUCUGCAUUUGAGGCAGGCUAUGAUGUCAGUGAAAAAACUGUUCAGUCUCACGAAAAAGACAAAAAUGGACAGCCACUUCUCCUCCUUAAAGGAUCAACAAUUAGCGUUCGGAGUUUUGGACAGCUGUCUUAUUUACUCUCUGUUGCUGGGAAAAAAAGACUGAAAGAAGCACAGGCAUGUCUUGAAGACUAUGAAUUCUUCAAUGGAUGUCGUGCCCCUCCUUGGAGACAAGUGCAUGGGGAAAUUUGUUAUUUGUCAAUUAAACCACGUGACACAGAUGCUAUGUUUGUUACUUGUAGCACAGCAGGAAUAUUCUUAAAUGGAGGAAGAAGCAAUGAGAGAGAUGAAAUUGAUUAUGAGAGGAAGAGUGACAUAUAUAAAGAUCUUGUCACAUUUUUAAGAGAACGAUCAGCAGCAUUUGUAAGCAAUAUGGUUAAACAGAAUCUUCCCAGAGGCAAAGCAGCAAGAAAAUCUGAUGAAAAAGAAAUCAAGCAUGCCACUCCAGAAAGCAAGAAAAGACCCUGUGGAACACCAACUGCUUCUCUUAAAAGUAAACUUCCACUGAAAAGUGAAGAGGCAAGUGAAAGUUCUUCUGAGAGUGAAGAAGAGGAUGAAGAGCCUGAACGCCAUCAGGAAAUUAACACUGAUUUGCCAUCAGAAUAUUGGCAGAUUCAAAAAUUAGUGAAAUAUAUAAAGGUAAAAAAUAAUAAUUUUGAGGAAAGACUGCAGAAGAUCUCAAAGGAUCUUCUGAUUAAAUUAUAA
Thamnophis sirtalis is the source of this 1081-nucleotide messenger RNA. Lineage: Eukaryota; Metazoa; Chordata; Lepidosauria; Squamata; Natricidae. The record is from RefSeq and is a predicted model, not a curated record.